AUGCGGAUGCGUAUAUUGGAUUGGGCGGGAAGAUGGGAAAAGCAUUUACCAUUAGUCGAAUUCUCCUACAACAACAGCUUUCAUUCUAGCAUAGUGUCAGCUCAGAAAGGAAAGGAGAGAUUCGGGAAGGUCGGGAAGCUAGCUGUUAGAUUCAUUGGGCCUUACCAGAUUGAAGAACGAAUCGGAGAUGUUGCUUACCGCCUCAACCUACCUGAAGAGAUGCAAAUACAUCUGGUAUUUCACGUAUCAAUGCUGCGGAAACAAGUUCAUGAUCCCAACGCUAUUGAGACAGAGCAAAUCGAAAACCUGCAAACAAACCUCACUUAUACAGAGAGACCAAUCCGAAUAGGUGAACGUCGGAUACGAAGAUUGAAGAAUCGAGAAAUUCCUCAAGUCCAAGUUUUCUGGGGUAAACGGAACCGUGUAGUUGUGACCUGGGAGGAUGAAUCAAGAUUUAAAGCGUUGCAUCCAGAGUUCUUCCACGAAGAAGUAGUGAUAGAAGAAGGGGGAUCAUCGGAUCCUUAG
Messenger RNA from Brassica napus (rape), 525 nucleotides. RefSeq lists its product as uncharacterized. Bases 1 to 525 code for a protein of 174 amino acids. The record is from RefSeq and is a predicted model, not a curated record. NCBI's taxonomy places the organism in Eukaryota, Viridiplantae, Streptophyta, Magnoliopsida, Brassicales, Brassicaceae. The transcript has 2 exons.